AUGCUUACCGGCAGACUCAACGACGCAGCGAUCAUCCUGCACCUCUCCCUCGAUGACAACCAAAUCAAAUACGCAGUGAUAGGAGGCUACGCCAUCACCCAUUUCGGAGGCAACCGCCAAACAAAAGACAUCGACUGUAUCGCAAACGCCUCCAAACAGCAAAUUAUCAACGCACUCGAUACAUAUGCCGGACUCGCCGUUGUCUCCCAAGACCGCGACGACUACGUCGGUCUCUCAUGGUCGGACAAGCCAGACCGCAGCGAUGCCGUCUUCAUUCACGUUUUCUGCUCCGUGUACCCCGGUGCACGCUUUCCCUCGGCGCUUUUCCGCUUCGAGUCUCAUGAAGUGAGGGGCGAUAUCUUCGGCAGCGGCAUGGUAAGUUUCCAUGAACCUUUUUACUUGUUCAAGGCUGCACUUCGCGCGGCCGGUGCUCGGUUGAAUUUCCUUGAUUCUGUUGAUAUCCGGUGGUUGGUGCAGCGAUACACUACUGAGAUUAAGGUGAGAAAGUAUAAGAUUCAUCUUGUGGAUGUUGGGCGUGCGCUCAAGCAACACCCUAAUCUUGAGGGUUUGUUUGAGCCACUUGGGAUUAAUGUUGCUCAAGCUAAAAUUGCUGCACAGGACUUCAAUCCUUUUAAGGUUUCUUCAACCGGAGUGAAAGAUAUACCGAAAGGUUUGUUUGAUAGCUUGGCUGACUCCUGA
Penicillium cataractarum is the source of this 699-nucleotide messenger RNA. RefSeq lists its product as uncharacterized. The transcript has a single exon. The record is from RefSeq and is a predicted model, not a curated record. Lineage: Eukaryota; Fungi; Ascomycota; Eurotiomycetes; Eurotiales; Aspergillaceae. Bases 1 to 699 code for a protein of 232 amino acids.